Messenger RNA from Jaminaea rosea, 2081 nucleotides. RefSeq lists its product as hypothetical. The coding region runs from base 294 to 1997 and encodes 567 amino acids. Gene Ontology annotation, cellular component: fungal-type cell wall. Gene Ontology annotation, biological process: fungal-type cell wall polysaccharide metabolic process. NCBI's taxonomy places the organism in Eukaryota, Fungi, Basidiomycota, Exobasidiomycetes, Microstromatales. The transcript has a single exon. The record is from RefSeq and is a predicted model, not a curated record.
GUCGUCGAAUCAAUUGCUCAAUCAAGAAAGGCGGGACAGCAGGAGAAAAGAUGAGUGGGUGCAAGGGCGGCGGCAGGGAGAUGUUUGGUCGCCGGGUCAACAUGAGCGGCAGGGAUCUGUCAAACAACUCCGCCACUCAAAAUGCGUACGACAUGCCACGAUGGACAAGCCACUGCCGGGGGACGACGAAGGGGGGGCAGGGGGAGCUAGCGCUGGGUGGCAAAAGAUGGAAGCCUUCAUAAGAUCAAGAUCUCAAAGGAUCUGCUAAUCGUUCAUCGCACAUCGCGUCUACCAUGCUCGUUCUUCACCAGGUGGCGCUCACGGCCCUCUGCUUUGCUAGCGCUGUUUUUGCUGCGGGGGGAAAGCGCGGUCUGGCCUACAACAACGCGAGCCUGACGCUCCCCUUCAAGGGAUCCUCGCACAUCUCAUGGGCCUACGAUUGGUACCAAGCUUAUACCACGCCCUAUAACACCGACCUCGAGUAUGUACCCAUGCUCUGGAGCGAUGCCGCGGACCUAAGGGCGAGCUGGGCCAGCAACGUCGCCCGUAUGCAAGCCGCGGGCUCCAAACACCUCCUCGCCUUCAACGAGCCUGAUCUGUGUGCAUUUGGGGCAGGGUCGAGUUGCAUGGAAAUGAACGCCUCUGUCGCUGCGUAUCAGAAGUACAUCCAGCCCUACGCGGGGAAGAUGCUGCUGGGCUCGCCCGCCGUGACCAACGCUGGAGCACCAGGAGGCUUGACUUGGCUGAGCCAAUUCAUGGGCAACUGUACAGGCUGUCAGAUCGAUUUCCUUUCACUCCACUGGUAUUCCAACAAGUACGCAGGUCUCAACUACCUCAAAUCCCACAUAAACGAAGCCCGCAAGGUCGCAAACGGCCGGCCCAUCUGGCUGACCGAGUUUGGGCUCACAGACGACUACACGACGGAGGAGCUCAAGAGCUUCCUAUCGAGCGCCAUGACUUGGAUGGAUUCGCAGCCUGACAUCGAGGGGUAUUCGUACUUCUUUGACGCUGUGGGUACAAACUGGCUCAUCGGACCUGACUAUCAGCUCAAUGACAUCGGGAAGCUUUACGCUGGAAUGGAUGGAGCGUCGGCAGCAACGUCGAGCUCCACGUCGAUGACGAGCUCGACAGCUGCUUCGACGACGACGAAGGCUACGUCUACGUCGUCUCCUGCAUCGGCGAAGACGACCGCUAGCACUUCAUCCUCGGUGCCUGCUUCCUCAAAGACCAGCACGAGCUCCUCUGCCGUGGCUUCCAGCAAGACUUCCACGGCGUCUACUGCCAAGACUACCACCAGCGUCGUGGCAUCUUCACCCACAACCACCAGCAGGGCAUCUUCUGCGGUGCCGACCACCUCUAACAAGGCAUCUACACUCACGACCUCUCGCGCUUCAACGACGACGUCUCAGGCGAACGUAGUCGUAAGCAUGUCUUCAUCGUCAUCCGCCUCCGCAAUCCCGACUGGUCUGCCGGUCAACAUCCUCUCGGCCGUCUACGUAACUCAGUCCGUCACCGCCAAAUCGAAAUCCCUCUGGCAGCACGGCAGCACCAUCUUGUUCCAAUCAGGCGGCAACCUGUGGAAGAAGCUGGGUCUCUCCUCCAAUCCUUGGCCUGAUCACACCAAUACGCUCAACGUCUACUACUCGCGAGGCAACAAGCAGCGCGUGGCCACCUACAAGGACUCGUCACCGGACUGCAACCUGAGUACCGAUACUUGCGGGAGUACCAUCGUGACGGCGCCAGUCACCAAGCCGGCCAAGUCGCCUAUUACGCUCGUUGCCGUCGUCUGGGGUGACCGAGUACUCACCACGGCCACGCUCUGGUCGAGGCUGUACAAAGCUGCACAGAGUGGCUCUUCCUUCCAGGCCACUAAUUCCUUCUUUGGCGCGACUCCCAUGCCUGGCCAAGGCAAGACUGCCGUGAUUUGGUAUCGCAACUCGCGCAACGACCUCAAAGUCUUGACAGCCAAGCAGAAUGCGACUGUGCGCUUCUCGUAAUGGCGACUUGUCGUCGCCGAUCUCCUGUACAUUCGCAUCUCUAUCUUCUGAUACCUCUUGAAUACCAUCGUGUCUGUCACCGAU